GUCGUUUUUAUGAGUCCAAAAUCACUUGAUGAUCGUAAUUCCAGCAGACGCUGGCGAUCAUAUGCUAACUUACUGAGUGGAUGCAAAGUUUGUAGCGUUUUAGGCGGCGUAUUUUGCUCAAAUACUCGCAAGUUGUCGAGAGCCCAUGCAGCCGCAGCCAUUUUGGGCGCCGCCAUCUUUCUGAUUCUUUCUGAUUUUCCCUUCACGCCUUGGUUCUGUACAGGUACUCGGCUGUUCUUUAUAGUCGGUUGCUAAACCGACCCGGUCUGAAUCAUCUUCAGACGUUUUCACACAGCAGAAAAAAAAACGUAACCAGAACAAGAGAGGGAAUCAGUCUGUCAGGAGGUUAAAUGAUCAAUUAACAACUGGUGACUCAGCAGGCGGCCAUGUUUCUUCAUGCUCUAACUGUGUGUAUGUGUGUGUGUGUGUGUGUGUGUAAUGAGCAGGAUUUACAACCCUCUCAGUGAAUGACGUUGUGGUUCUGCAGCACCAAAAUGCUGCGUCACUCUGACUGACACUCAGAAGCUAAAAUUAACGUUUGUUUUUCUUUUGGAAGAUGAACUUCUGACUGAGUCUUUAACCUCCAGCAGGUUUUCAUUUAGGUUGGUUCUGAAUUUGGCUCAUUUAUUUUUCCUUUACUUCUAACAUCUUCCCUCCCUGCAGCAUGAAGCUGCCACCACCAUGUUCUGGGUUCCCGACCCGGUGGUCAGCCAGCGCCCCCUCAUAGUUCUGAGUUAAAAUGUUUUUAAGUUGAGAGAAAGUUUGAAAAUGUCACUUGAUAAUUAUGCGUUAUCGGAAGAUUAAUACCUGAAAACCAAUUCUACAGUCUUAAUGAAGGCAAACAUUAAAAGAACUAAAAUAAAGGUGGUAUUUCUCUGGGAGAAACUCUGGAGGUUCUGCUGAGGCCAUGCAGCGUUUUCUAGAAUGAAUCCCUCUGCUGCGUUCAGCUGGUCUGAGAUCAGGCUGAUGAAGUCGGUCACAUUUAGACUCGCCUACGUUGACCCUCCUUCUGAUGUGUAAAUAAAACACUGAGAGGCAGGUGUGUUUAACCUGCCAAUAAAUCACCAACAUGUAGUCUGGAGCUCAGGGGAAGUACGACUGCAGACAGGAAGUGGCUGAGGCGUGUGCUGGGAGGAGGGACAGGUGAGGGCGUGUUGUUGGCCAGGUGUUCUUAAAGCUACAGCAGAGCAGCAGACGCUAACUUCCAGAGAUGGCACUCUACAAGGCGAUCUGCGUGGCGGCGCUGCUGACUCUGUUUACUCAAGAAUCUUCUUCUCAGUUAUCAGAUUGUGGUCAACCAAAACUAAACACCAGGAUCGUUGGAGGAACGGUGGCUCCUGAAGGGUCGUGGCCCUGGCAGGUCAGUCUGCACGGCUCCUCGGGCCACUUCUGUGGAGGAUCUCUGAUCAACAACCUGUGGGUUCUGACUGCAGCUCACUGCGUCCCAAAUGGCAACCCGUCCGUUAUCAGCGCCGUGUAUCUGGGCCGUCAGAGUCAGGAGGGAAGCAACCCAAACGAACAGCGUCGGACAGCGGUGCAGAUCAUUGUUCAUCCUGACUACAACUCUCCUGUCUCUAAUGACGACAUCGCCCUGAUAAAGCUCUCCUUAGCCGUACCGUUCAACAACUACAUCUCGCCGGUCUGCCUGGCGGCGGCGAGCAGCACCUUCUACAGCGGCGUCGACUCCUGGGUCACUGGCUGGGGCAACAUUGGAUCUGGUGUUUCUCUUCCAUCUCCUCAAAACCUCAUGGAGGUGAAGAUACCGGUUGUGGGCAACAGACGGUGUAAAUGUAGCGGCUAUAAAACGACCGACAUCACUGACAACAUGAUCUGUGCGGGAUUACUGGAGGGAGGAAAGGACUCCUGUCAGGGAGACUCAGGAGGUCCGAUGGUCAGCAAACAAAAUGGCCGCUGGAUUCAGUCAGGAAUUGUGAGUUUUGGCGUUGGCUGUGCUCAGCCAAAUUACCCAGGAGUCUAUGCCAGAGUCUCCCAGUAUGAGAGCUGGAUCAAAGCCCAGAUCGCCACCAACCAGCCGGGCUUCAUGACCUACACAUCAACCGGAACCAACAGCGACCUCAGCGUCUCCUGCACUGGCGUGCCACCAAUCACGACCCCCACACCAACAAUAUACUGCGGCCGGGCCCCACUGAACUCUGGUAUUCUGGGCAGUAGUUCUGUGGCGGCAGCUGGUGAGUGGCCGUCCAUGGCGAGUCUGCAGAAGAACGGACAGCAUGAGUGUGGAGGAACUCUGGUGUCCAGGGAGUACGUUCUGAGCAACGCUGCCUGCUUCUCAGAAUCUCCUAAUGUGUCUCAGUGGACGGUGGUUUUGGGUCGUCUGAAGCAGAAUGGGUCCAACUCGUUUGAGUCAUCGUUCAAUGUGUCGAAUAUCACCAUGAGCAACCUGACCGGGUCCAACAUCGCAUUGGUUCAGCUGUCCACGAGCCCCACCCUGAGCAACUACAUCCAGCCCAUCUGCCUGGACAACGGCAGAACCUUCCCGGUCGGAUCCAGCUGUUGGGCUGCUGGCUGGAGCUCUGGGCGAGGAGGAGUCGAGGAGCUUCUGCAGGAGUUUCAGACGUCGGUGCUAACCUGUGAAAAUGUUUCCUCCACGGAGAACAUCUGCACCACAGAGUUCACUCUGGAGAAGGGUGACCUUGGUGGUCCGCUCAUGUGCCAGCAGGACGGUUCUUGGUUCCAGGCCGCCGUGGUUCUGACCUUGAACUCCUCUACCAGCCAAACUCGAGCCAACACGAAUGUCUUUGUCAAACUCAGUAAAUUUAACGACUUCCUGACUCGGAUACUCGGGGUCUUCUUGACUCCAGAACCCUCCGCUAAUGCCACCGUCCCCACUGCCUCCAGCAGACACCCUGAGGCUCACUUCCUCUUCCUCUUCUUCCACCUCCUCAUCCUGCUCUUGUGUCUGCAGCUCUUCUCAUAGAAGGCUGGGUUUGGGAGCCUAAAGUCUGACCAGAUCUUCCCCUUUCUACAUGUUUAAACGGGUUCUCUGAGCGGUUUCUCGGUGGUUCUUUGGGUUGAAGGUGGAAGGAGGUGCUGGUUGAUGAAUCAAGUCUUUGUGAGGAUUUAUCGGCUGAACAUUCAGGUUUCCCUUCCAAGGAGACAGAAUUAAAUGUGUCUUGAUCAAAAGUUCUCCAGAUCUGCUGAAGGUUCCUCAAAGUCUUUCUUGAUUUCACCUGGAGGAAGUCUGGAUUCUCCGGUUCUGGUCCAGCUGGAGCUGAUUAAAGGAGUCAGAAUGAAGAAUUUUAACAGCUGCUGAUAUUUUUGUCUGAAACCAAACAGAUCAGAUUGUUUUAUUGUUUAGAAGUCUUUAUCUCACAAACCUAUUAUUAUCUAUCUAUUAUUAUUAUCUACCUAUUAACACGUAUCAUUCACAACCAGUAUCUGCACUAAUAACUAAUAAUAGUAUUGAUAAUAAUCAUAAUAAUAAUUAUUAUUAUUCUGUGUUGAUUCUUUGUCUUCACAGGAAAAUGUUUUAAAUUAACUGAUUGAUUUUAUGUCUGUUUCAUAUUACAGUUGUUUACAUAAUUAUCUAUAAAAUGAAAAUAAAUAUAUGUUGAGUAUUUACUGUGUAACGUCCCCAAACACUGGGGCGUGGACCGGCACCUGUCCGUGUGCUGCUCAGUAACGGGUCGCAGACGGGUCAGGUUCUCUGAUUCAAUAAAUUAUUUCUUAUUUGUUCAAAUUAUUGUUUCUUUCUAUGAAGACUGAAAAAACCUUCAUGAUUUGCUAGAAUUGACCUUUGAACUGUUUUGUGUUCAGCCAGCUUCUCCAACAGUCAGUUGGAGUUCUGACCCGUUCCUCCUCACAGAACCUUGAAGCUCCACCCACUAAUGUCCUCUGGACUCAGAACCAUUGGGGGUCAGAGGUCAGGGGUCAGGACUUGGACACAGUAGAACAUUUCUGUAUUAAACUCAUUUUAUCCGUUUUGAUGUUCUGACAAACUGAACGUUAUACUGGAUUUCACCUUUUUGAAUUAAAAAUGUGAAAUAAAUGAAUUUCCGUCCAGUGAGUGGACCGCCUGGCAGAGUUUCUGGAAGAUCGCCGUCGUUCGCAGAAAGUUUUUAAUAAAUCAAGUUUGAAACCUUCCAGGAAGUCGAGAGCUGCUUUUCGUCAUUACUACGGCAGAUCGUGCAGCUGCUCUGCUGCCGAUCAGCUGAUCACAUCCAAUGACACUUACCAGGUUUGGACCACAGCAUUCCUGUCGUCAUGGCGACCCACCGAUUAUUUCAUGUCGUCUCCACACACAGUGAUUAGUGGAAGGGUUUAUUUGUAUUAAAGGAUUCAAGGAUUUCUUUAUUUUCAUACCAGCCUUGAUUGUGGUACGAAAUUCAGCCUCAGUCCUUCAUGAUGAGGAGCGUCUUCCUCCUGCAUCGUGCUGAUUGGAGGUCAGAGGUGGAGGGAAGGCAGCUCCCCACAGUCCUCUGUGCAGCCUUGACCCUAACCUCUGCAGAGCCGUCCUGUGCCACACGCUGAUGCAGGUGCAGAGAACACUCUCCACCACACAGCAAUAGAAGCUCCUCAGGACUGAGAAAUAAACGAAAACUGAAAUGUUGGUUCUGAAUAAACUUAUUUUUAUGUCAUGAUU
This is a messenger RNA of Xiphophorus couchianus (Monterrey platyfish), 4603 nucleotides long. Its product is annotated as polyserase-2-like. Gene Ontology annotation, biological process: proteolysis. Lineage: Eukaryota; Metazoa; Chordata; Actinopteri; Cyprinodontiformes; Poeciliidae. The record is from RefSeq and is a predicted model, not a curated record. The transcript is spliced from 10 exons. Gene Ontology annotation, molecular function: serine-type endopeptidase activity. The coding region runs from base 1211 to 2938 and encodes 575 amino acids.